AUGCAAUCUCAGUGGGUAUUUCCGAUAUCAGCUCUCCAGCUGACCCCGAGUGUUGUCACAUCAUCAUACACCGUCGCGAAGGAGCUAUAUGAUCGAUCUAGGGGCGUCGAAUUUUUGUUCCGUCUGGGUUCUUCCCUUGGACUGCCCACUUCUGCCAUGUUCACAGCCGCGACCUGGUUUCACCGCUUUUUUAUGAGACAUUCCAUGGAAGAUUAUCACAGACAGGACGUGGCGGCUUCCUGUAUAUUCCUUGCAACAAAGACGGAGGAGUGCGGACGCAAGCUUCGCGACGUCGCAAGAGUGUGUCAGGCUAAGAUUACAGGGAAAGAUGUCUCCCUCAUACACAGCGAAAGCCCAGAAGUCGAUCAACUACAAAACGUUAUUCUUCUCACGGAAGAAGUCCUCCUCGAGGCACUUUGCUUUGAUUUCGUAGCCCCGAGCCCUCACGCCGAAUUAAUCGAUCUUUUCGAUGCCUACCAGGAAGACACUCGAGUUCACGAUUACGCGUGGAGUAUUGCUCAUGAUUCUUAUCGGACACCAUUAUGCAUCUUAUUCCCUCCUCGUAUCAUCGCAUGUACUUGCUACGUUCUGGCGCAGCGAGCUGUUGAUGGGCCUCAUUCAGCGUCCCUGGAUGCUCGAAUCUCCGCAUCUCCGCCUUCAGCAUCCCUUCCGACACCUCCUUCUCAUAAACCCGCUUCACCUGAUGCUUCUCGCUUCGCAGUUGAAUAUUACGGGUUCACAGAAGAUGACAUAGCCAAGGUCUCAGACGCCUUGAGCAUACUGCUUGAAUAUUAUUCAGCUCAAGACAUGCAGAACGCGCCGCAUGUGGCGCCUUUAACUAUGAUUUCCCCUCCCACAAGUUCCCUGCGCCCAACUCUUUAUGAACCUUUCUCUCAGGUUCCACAGCUAUUAUCGCAAUCGGCAUCUUUCCCCCCCGCAGGCACCAGUAACAGAACGCCAAUUUCAUCAUACGGGGGUAAUACGCCCGCCAAGACACCAUUGCACGUUGCUGAACAGCCGGAAAGAGCCAUCCCAGAAUCAGCAAAGAAAAUAAUAGGCCGCUUGGAUCUUAGCUAG
This is a messenger RNA of Suillus fuscotomentosus, 1077 nucleotides long. RefSeq names its product cyclin-like protein. Gene Ontology annotation, molecular function: cyclin-dependent protein serine/threonine kinase activator activity. Gene Ontology annotation, cellular component: cyclin/CDK positive transcription elongation factor complex; nucleus. NCBI's taxonomy places the organism in Eukaryota, Fungi, Basidiomycota, Agaricomycetes, Boletales, Suillaceae. The transcript has 7 exons. Gene Ontology annotation, biological process: regulation of transcription by RNA polymerase II; positive regulation of DNA-templated transcription, elongation. The coding region runs from base 1 to 1077 and encodes 358 amino acids. The record is from RefSeq and is a predicted model, not a curated record.